Molecule: messenger RNA, 1542 nt
Organism: Adineta steineri
Lineage: Eukaryota; Metazoa; Rotifera; Eurotatoria; Adinetida; Adinetidae
Source: the annotation of a GenBank genome assembly
AUGGCUGAUGUAAGUGAUAUCUCGUCUGUAUCAUGGACGGACGAAUCUUUCGAAAUUCAAUCUUCCACGAGUUCAGGUUCAUCAGUAACAGAUAAUAAGAUAAAAGAAAAAUCGCCAACCUUCAAUAAACGAAACAAAAUAAUUUUUACCAUCAGUGCUAUAAUCAUUUUAAUGAUAAUUAUUAUAAUAACUAUUACAGUUUCACUUUUAUACAUUCAUAAAACAUCCACACAAACAAGUUUCUCAAUAAAUGAUAAUAAAACAGAAUCAACAUUCACUACAGCAGCAACAAUAUAUGAUAUAGGUAAUGGUGGUGCAAGUGGUGAUCCACCAUGUUUAUCAUAUACAGUAAUUAACGAUCCAACACGAAAUGUAAACGCACCUGGAAUAGGCGGUACAUGUGAUGAUGGACCACUAUUUAAUACAAGUAUUGGUGGUAGAUGGAUUCGUUUUGUAGGUGCUGGUGGAACUACGAUGGCUAUUACUCCACCAGGACGGGAACGCUGCGGUGCAUUCUUAGCAGUCUGGUAUAAUGGCACAUUACCAUUAACAUCCGAGACCAUUGUUAAUGGGAAUGGUUGUUUUGAAACAUACGCAGGAGAAUGUAUCCUACAAGUACUUAUAUCAGUUGUUAAAUGUGACAAUUUUUGGAUAACUGUUAAUGCAAGUGGUUUAACCAUUCGAAGUCUUAUGCCAUCUUACACAUGUCGCAGUUCGCCUUAUCAAUUCUGUUGUAAUCAAGAUCUUUGCAAUUCUCUUUCCUCACCACCAUUACCAGCAUUUACUACUCUUACAUGUGCUAUUGAUGUUUGUUAUACAAAUGAUAGUCAUUGUAAUGAUUCUAUCGUCUAUUUAAGUAGUGCUACUGAAUCUUGCACAAGAAAACAUCAAGGAAUUGUUUCUAAAUCUUAUCAAACAGGAUGCACUCCCAAUAGUACUACAAUGAUAUCAUCGACAGGUGAAUCGAUAUCUCAUGAUUUAUUUUGUUGUAAUUAUCCUGAAUGCAAUCAACAGAUUCUUCCACGAGGUGAAGCUAUUCAUUGUUAUACAUGUGAUUCACGUAUAACUGGUUUGAAAGAUUGUAAUAUAUUGAAUCCAAUGAGUAAAUAUGUUUACAAUUCUGCAUCAUCUAAUCCAUCUGAAUCAUGCGCGAUGAUCGUUGGUUUAGCGGGAAAAGAUUUCAUUACUGGUCAAAAGUAUCCGGCUUUUACAAUACGUACUUUUAUUAAUAAUUGUACUAAUCAAUCAUUUGGUAACGUAACAUAUGGUGGAGUGACAUUUGAAGGUCGUAUUGAUUGUUGUUCUACUUCUCUUUGUAAUAAAUCUCCCUUAUACACAACUCUUGAAUCUUUGAAACCAAAACAUAUUAAUCCAACUAUAAAAAUGAUUGUGGUUAUUUUAGUUAUUUGUCUUGGAUUCAUAUUCAUAACAAUGGGUAUUUUAUUAUCUGUAUAUCGAUUUCGUAUGAGCAAACCCGAUAAUCGCUACAUUCCAAAUGUUCUCAGUGAUGGAGCAACAGUAUUAUUUUUACCACGACGUUAA